AUCGGCAAUCCGCUUGCCUCGUGAUCUCUCUGUCUCUCUCUUGCGCUCACGAGGUUUGCUGCACCAUUGAGUGGAGCACUAGUAUAGAUUGAACGACAGGAGCAGCAAUUCGGAAGGUCACACCAACCCAUGUCUUCUUGCCGGCAUGACCACGAGGAGGCGGGUGGGGGGGGAGGAGGAGGGGACGGUCAUGACCAUAGUCACGGACACAGCCACGACCACAGCCACGACCCAGAAGACCCAGACGGGAUGUCCUUGUUCGGCCUCAUCGAUACCACGCGCGUCCGAUGCCUCAACGAGAGCGCCCCCGGCAGCGGGCUGAACUGCCUCAAGCCGUGGGACAAGCGACGAGAUCCGCAGCCGCGCCUCGAGAGCGAGGAAGAUGACCCGGAGCUCAUCAUAUACGUACCCUUCACGCAGGUGGUGAAGAUUCGAGCCAUUAGCGUCACAGGCGGGGGUGAGGGGUCCGCACCUUCGGCGAUGAAAGUGUUUGUAAAUCGAGAUGACAUUGAUUUCGGCCUGGCGCAAGAUCUACCUGCUGUACAGACGCUGGAGAUGGUCCGAGAUAGCGGGGGUGUGGAGGUCGACUACCCGACCAAGCUUUCUAAGAUGCAGAACGUGAGCGACAUCACGCUCUUCGUCCCUUCCAACUUUGGGGCCGACUCGACCGUCAUCACGUACCUCGGCUUCAAGGGCGAGAGCACAAAGUUCCGACACGGUGUUGUGGAGUGCGUGUACGAGGCCAAGCCGAAUGCGGAGGAUCACAAGGCGCCUUCGGGAGAAACCGGUGGUAGGAACAUCCUCUAA
Molecule: messenger RNA, 807 nt
Organism: Ectocarpus siliculosus
Lineage: Eukaryota; Phaeophyceae; Ectocarpales; Ectocarpaceae
Source: the annotation of a GenBank genome assembly